ACACCUCUAGUUUCAUCUUGGCUGAUAAAAGUCACAAUGUAACUAAAUGUGAAAAUCUCCCUUACUACCGUUGAAAAACUGCAAUGCGGUUAUAUGCGGUACAAUAUUGUUUUAAAACACAAAAAUUUUAAGUGUUUGAAAAGUGAAACAUCGAAAAAAGUUGAAAUUGUAUUCGGUUACAGUAAAAGUUUAUUAGUAUAAUGAAUUCUCUUAAAAGACCUGAAUUAGUAGCUAAAGUUCAAGAAUAUUUCGGAGUAAAUACAAAACAUAAUGAAAGAGAUAAACAAUAUAUAAUAGAAAAUAAAUUCUGGUAUUAUUUAUUUAUUUUUGGAACUGCAUUAGGAGAUGAAACAUUUUAUUCCGCAUUCAUACCUUUUUGGUUUUGGAAUAUUGAUGGUGCCGUUGGAAGAAGAGUUGUACUUGUCUGGACAAUUGUUAUGUAUAUAGGUCAGGGUAUCAAAGAUAUAGUCCAAUGGCCAAGACCAGGCCCUCCGGUCGUAAGACUACAAAACAAAUGGGCCAUGGAGUAUGGUAUGCCCUCAACGCAUGCUAUGGUAGGCGUUUCAAUACCAUUUUCAGUAUUGUUAUAUACAAUGGGAAGGUACCACUAUAAUGUUCCUUUAGGUAUUUGCAUUGCAGUUUUAUGGUGUACUCUAAUAAGCAUUAGUCGACUAUAUCUUGGAAUGCAUACAGUUUUGGAUGUCAUAGUGGGUUUAGCAUUAGCAGUAUUGAUAAUGUUCCCGAUGGUUCCACUAGUAGAUCUAUUAGACAAUUAUCUACUUACUAGUCCAACAUCUCCUGUUCUACUUUUAGGAUCGUCUAUUUUAUCAAUUGUCUACUACCCUAAUAGUGGAAAAUGGACACCAACUAGGGGAGACACAACAAUGAUUCUAUCGGUUUGCGUCGGAAUCCAAAUAGGUUCCUGGUUAAACUACCAUACGGGCGUAAUGACGCCUUCGGAGUUGUCAGCGCCUUAUAUCAUCAUGUGGCCUUCAUAUACCAUGUUCGGUUGCUUAGUCCUUAGGACUAUAAUCGGGUUCGCAAGCGUUUUGCUAACGAAAAAAAUAUGUACUAAAUAUACUUACAAUUUAUUGUGUGCUAUUUUGAAAGAGGAUGUCGACAAUCUGAAAAAAUCCGAAAAUACAUUACAGAAUAAGCAUAAAACAUUCGUUGAGCUCAGCUCAAAGUACGUAUUUUGUUUCAUGAUUGGUUUCAAUACGGUUUAUUUGUUUCCGCAAUUAUUUAGAUUUUUGAGAAUUGAACGACCGACGUUUUUUACGGAAAUUUGAUAAUUUUGGAAAUUUUGUGAGUUGAAGUUUAUCUAGUCAAGAAAUAUCUCCGUUUAUUAUCAGGGUUAUAGAUCAUAAUAAAACAAGUUGAUAUGAUAAUACUCAAAGUUGUACUCUGACCAGGGUCGAUAAUUAUUGAAACAAAAAAAAUAAUAGUAUGGUGGAAACGGAUUGAAAAAGGAGGGGAAUAUUAUAAAAAUGAAAGGAAAAAUAAUUAACCGGUGAUUUAAAAUCGGGAUAGGGAAGGGGUAAAAUACAGUUUAUAUCAAUUUCCUGAAAAACUAGGCGUCUUAUGAAAGAAAUGCAAAUAGCAAAGUUGUAGGUAAUAAAAAGAUUUAAAACUUUUGCUUUCAUACUUCACAUAACCUCAAAACUUAUGUGAAAAAAUGAAAAAAAAAACAAUUUUUUGGUUUUUUAAUUUUAUCUUUUACAAAAAAACAUUAUUUUUUCAAGAAAUUUGAUGAAAACUUACCUUUGUAUGUCCGGAAUACACUGUUAAUUCAUCUAUUUUGAAUUAUUUAUUUUUUAACGUUAUUUAUCGAAGAAAUUCUCCAAACUAAAAUUCCACGUCAAAAUAUCAGCUUUUUUAAAAAAGUCGGUAAGAUUUUUGUGUACUUUCUGAUGGUGUGAAAAACCUUUACCAUCGCCUUGGUGAAUUUCCUCGCAAAAGGCAAAAAAAAACGAAAAAAAAUCGCAUCCAAAUUUUUUUUGUACAAUUUCACAUUAUAAUUACACGAAAAACUCAAGUUAUUUUGAUAAUCACAAGUAAUUAGAGUCUAAAACUUUCCGAGUAUACAAAAAUUGUACUUAAUGGUAAAAGGAAAUUUUCGUAAACUAGUUUAAUUUCGUUUUUUUUGUCUUUUCUGAAAAAUUUACUAUAGUGAUGGUGAUCUUUUUCUACACCAAGAGAAAAUAGAGAUUUCAAAGAACAAAAAACUCACCGAUUAUAUAAAAAAAGCUGAUAUUUUGAUGGGAGAAUUUUCGUUUUAAAAUUAGGGUACUUUUCUGAUAUCAAGUCAAAAUAAAGUUGAAAAAUAAAUGAAUUACAGUGUAUAUUGGACAUGAAAAGGUAAGUUCUCAUCAAAUUUUGUGAAAAAAAUAACGUUUUUUGUAAAAUACGAAAAUAAAAAACCAAGAACUCGGUUUUUUGAUUUUUUCACAUCAAUUUUGAGGUUAUGUGCUAAAAGUGUAAAUACAAAAGUUGUACAUCUUUUUAUUACUUACAACUUUGCUACUCGACUUUUUUUCCAAAGACUCGUAGUUUUGCCGGAAAUCCGUUUUUUACCCGUAAAAACUCACCCCCUUCCCCUUUCCGACCUCAGAUCGCCUUAAAAUUAUUUUUUUCACUUUUUAUUAUUUUUAAAGGCUUCUACCCUGGUCUAACUGUAUUUUGAGAUGUAUUGUGAACUUUUUUAAGAUUUUAUGUCGUAUCUUUUUAUUUUUCGACCCCUUAUUAUUAAUAUUACAUCACUUUUUGCCAAAAAAUUACAUAAAUUCUCUUGAAAUAACAUUAUUGUGAUCUCCAAGUACAAUCUGCUUUAAUAAUUAAAAUUUUUGGUUAUACCAAUUUGUUUUUAGUACAAUGAAGCAUUUAUUACAUAUUAUGUAUUAAAAUACCGAUAAAAGUUACAAAAAAAAGGUAUAUCAACAUUUUUACAUCUUUAUAGAAAAAAAAUUCUCUAGGAAAACCCUGAUGGGUUUGAAAACACGACGUCGGAUUUAUAUUUACGCCGCAACAUAAAUUUUACAAUUUACCGCACGUUUCUACCGCCCAUAAUAGGAAAUAAAAUGGAAUAUUUUUACUUUCUUUUUGCGACGCGCUAAUCGCUUGCUUACGUCACCAGCGCCGAUCGAGUUUCGUCCGACAAGCUUGUUUUGUGUUACCAUCCAAUCGCGUCGUGUUAGUUGUAGUUUUUGUUAGGAUUACUCUAUUACUGCACCAAAAUGACGUAUUUUUAAGUAUCUGGGUUUUUGGCGUCGCCAAGUUAACCCCCCUGCCAAGAUCAGUCUUUGGUCAGGCAACCGACGCCAACUAAGUCAGAGAAAAAUUUCUUUUCUUCGCCGUAUUUCGUUAAUAAUUUCUUAAACAAUUCAGUUUUAUAAUGUCAAAUAAUAAUGUAUACGUUACAUAGGGGGACACGAGAAGGGUUUUGUAGGGGCAUGGCACAAAAAAGUUUGGGAAACGACCGGUCGUUCUGCCAAUAGAUCGGCGCUGAUGACGUAGUACCUAUAAUCAGUCGAUUGUUCUUUUUGGAAACUCUGUUUCACAUUUUUGAACUUUUUAAAAAGUUACUGCUUAUAAAAAAUACUUCGAUUAGCACCAUCAAGUCACUCUAGUUGAUUUAUAGUCUUCAAAUAUUUGUAGAAAAAAUUCUAAUUCUAUCUAACAUAUCAAUAAUGAAUUAGAAUAUGUAGUUUCCGAAUUUGUGAUAUAUUUAUAAUGGAAUCGAGAUUAUCCAUAUUGUUGAGUUUCUUCAAUAACUAGUUUUAAGGAUAAACAUGCUCAAGUACGUUUUGAAAAUAUAUCGAUAUGUUACUUAUGAGAUUUUCAUCUGGAUAAAAAUUAACACGUUAAGUAUUUAUAACAAUGUGCAUUUGUAAUUUAAAAAAAAAUAUUCAAAACUAGCUAAAACAUAUGUCGCGUGUUUAAAUUUUUGAAAUUUACAAUAGCACAAUAAAUAGAAGGCCUUUUUAUAUAAUAGGAUUCUGUGUUGCUGUUUUUAUAUUUAGAAAUAAAAAAUAUACAUCAUUACUAUUAGAAA
Molecule: messenger RNA, 4051 nt
Organism: Diorhabda carinulata
Lineage: Eukaryota; Metazoa; Arthropoda; Insecta; Coleoptera; Chrysomelidae
Product: sphingosine-1-phosphate phosphatase 1-like
Exons: 4
Coding region: 201-1289 (362 amino acids)
Biological process (GO): phospholipid dephosphorylation; sphingosine metabolic process
Cellular component (GO): endoplasmic reticulum membrane
Molecular function (GO): sphingosine-1-phosphate phosphatase activity
Source: RefSeq, a predicted model, not a curated record